This is a messenger RNA of Charadrius vociferus (killdeer), 516 nucleotides long. RefSeq names its product glucagon family neuropeptides-like. The transcript is spliced from 5 exons. Gene Ontology annotation, biological process: positive regulation of pancreatic juice secretion; brain development; negative regulation of gastrin-induced gastric acid secretion. Gene Ontology annotation, cellular component: extracellular region. NCBI's taxonomy places the organism in Eukaryota, Metazoa, Chordata, Aves, Charadriiformes, Charadriidae. Bases 4 to 516 code for a protein of 170 amino acids. Gene Ontology annotation, molecular function: hormone activity. The record is from RefSeq and is a predicted model, not a curated record.
AAGAUGGUUUCCAGGAUGACUGGUCUGUGGCAACUAAUUCUUCCCAUGAUUGUUCUAUCACACUUCUCAGCAUCUCUUCCAUCCCGGGAGAGGACUGAGAGACAUGCUGAUGGGCUCUUCCACAGUGAGCUCAGCAAGAUGAAUGGCAAUGCCUACGUGCGGCAGCUAGUCAAACACCUGGUGGGCCUCAAGGAGAGGUCCCAGAGGCACUCAGAUGGACUGUUUACCAGUGAAUACAGCAAGAUGAGAGGAAACGCUCAGGUUCAGAAAUUCAUUCAAAAUCUCAUGGGCCGCAAGCGCAGUUCUCCAGGCCCAGUCAACACAGAUUUGCAGGGGAGAGAGGAAGAAAACAGCCAUGAGGAACUUUGCUUUAUGUGGUUGUACCAGAGCUUUCUAAACGCCAGCCGCUCGGACAGCGAUGCCAGGGAAGCUGCUGCAGUUACCAGCCAAUACGUUUGCCCCAUCUCUAAGCAGCUGGUUGCAGACAUGAAGGAAUAUACAGACAAUUUCGACUGA